This is a messenger RNA of Rodentolepis nana, 1934 nucleotides long. The record is from the annotation of a GenBank genome assembly. NCBI's taxonomy places the organism in Eukaryota, Metazoa, Platyhelminthes, Cestoda, Cyclophyllidea, Hymenolepididae.
CGUCACCACGUUCUGAACUUAAGGGUCGAAUCAUGAAUCGUUUCUCAAACGACGUAUCAAUCGCGGAUCACCAAUUGAUGAUAUCAUUUCGUUCUAUGACCAAUACGUUUUUCGGUUGUAUGGUUACCUUGGCUCUCUCUAUUAUUCCCAGCCCCUAUAUCUUCAUCUUCCUGGCUGUUCUCAUUGGCUUUUACGGGUUUAUUCAGGUCCUCUUCGUUGCAACUCGGAGACAAUUACAGCGUUUGGACUCUGUUAGCAAGUCGCCAAUUUUCUCUCAUUUUGUUGAGACGCUUCAUGGGACAGAAACUAUUCGGGCCUACGGACUAUGUGACCUCUUUGUAAGCACCAAUGAUGCUCGUAUUGAUGCAAAUAACCGCGCUUUGUACAGUGUCAUUUCUACCACUCGCUGGGUUUCAAUUAUGUUGGAGACAGUAGGUAACCUCUUGACCCUGGCGACAUCCGUGGCCUUCGUAGCUGCUACACGCGAAGGUGGUCUGGAUCCGGGUCUAGCUGGUCUGGUCAUCUCCUUCACUUUCAAUGUUACUCAAAGUCUCUCAUGGUUUGUUCGCAUGUCUGCGGAGUUGGAAACCAAUGUUGUCUCUGUGGAAAGCAUACUCGAAUACUCAGAACUUGCCAUUGAGGCGCCUUGGAAUGUUCCAGAUAAACAACCUCCUCCACAAUGGCCUGAAGGGGGGAUCGAGUUCAUCAAUUAUAGUACUCGUUAUCGUGAAGAUUUGGACCUUGUUCUCAAAUCAAUUUCAGUCUCUAUUAAACCAAGUGAAAAAAUUGGAAUAGUUGGACGAACCGGUUCGGGCAAAUCUUCAUUGGUUUUGGCUCUCUUCCGAAUCAUCGAACCGACGGGAGGAGAAAUACGUCUUGAUGGAAUUAAUAUCUCUGAGAUUGGUCUUCACGAUAUUCGAGGAAGAAUUACUCUUAUUCCACAGGAUCCAGUGCUGUUCUCCGGCACCCUUCGCUUCAAUCUAGAUCCAUUCAGCAACUACACUGACGAGGCAAUUUGGGAGGCUUUGUCAACAGCAAAUCUUCGUUCUUUUGUUGAUAAGACAUCAAGUGAGGGCCUUAAUAUGCCAAUUUCCGAAGGAGGUGGCAAUCUCAGACUGACAAUUCCCGAACUGCUGCUAAUUUGCCUGGCUCGUGCCUUGCUUCGUCGUUCGAGGAUUCUGGUGUUGGAUGAAGCCACCGCUGCUGUAGAUCCUCACACUGAUCGCCUUAUUCAACAAGCCGUCCGAACAGAAUUCGCUGAUAGCACAAUUGGAAUAGUUGGACGAACCGGUUCGGGCAAAUCUUCACUGGUUUUGGCUCUCUUCCGAAUCAUUGAACCGACGGGAGGAGAAAUACGUCUUGAUGGAAUUAAUAUCUCUGAGAUUGGUCUUCACGAUAUUCGAGGAAGAAUUACUCUUAUUCCACAGGAUCCAGUGCUGUUCUCCGGCACCCUUCGCUUCAAUCUAGAUCCAUUCAGCAACUACACUGACGAGGCAAUUUGGGAGGCUUUGUCAACAGCAAAUCUUCGUUCUUUUGUUGAUAAGACAUCAAGUGAGGGCCUUAAUAUGCCAAUUUCCGAAGGAGGUGGCAAUCUCAGACUGACAAUUCCCGAACUGCUGCUAAUUUGCCUGGCUCGUGCCUUGCUUCGUCGUUCGAGGAUUCUGGUGUUGGAUGAAGCCACCGCUGCUGUAGAUCCUCACACUGAUCGCCUUAUUCAACAAGCCGUCCGAACAGAAUUCGCUGAUAGCACAGUACUCACAAUUGCCCAUCGUCUCAAUACCAUCCUCGAUUACGACAGAAUCAUGGUACUCGAUGCUGGUCAAUUGGUUGAAAUUGGAUCACCAUCCGAACUGGCCUCACGUCCAGAUUCAAUCUUCCGUGGAAUGUUGAAGGAGUCAAAUCUACUGAGAACAAGUCGUCACUUCGCCAAGUGA